ACUUUUCAUUCAGUGGAGACUCCAACUGGAUCUCUCUCUUCUAUCCAGAAAAUAUGAAGAAGCCCUGGAGCCCUGAUUUACCAGUUGAUAACCACACAUACAAUUCAGAUUUCACAUCCGUCCUGGACAGGGAAGAUGAGAAAGAAUUAGCACCUGAUGCCACUGAAGAAAAGAAGGAGAGAGAAAAGAAACACACCAAUUUCACUUUAUGUAAUGUUUGUAACAUUCAGCUGAACUCUGCUGCUCAGGCACAAAUCCACUACAAUGGCAAAUCCCAUCAGAAGAGGUUGAAACAGCUCAGCAAUGGAAAUCUCAAAAGUGAUAAUGGUGGUACGUGCCAGAGCCCUGCUCUUCCAGCCCUAGUGCGUCCUCCUGCUCCACCUUUGCAGCCAUCGCUGGAUAUUAAACCAUUUCUUCCGUUUCCUCUGGACACUGCCGCAGCAGUCAAUCUCUUCCCCAACUUCAAUGCAAUGGACCCAAUUCAAAAAGCUGUAAUAAAUCAUACAUUUGGGGUUCCUCUUCCUCAUCGAAGAAAGCAAAUCAUAUCAUGCAACAUUUGCCAGCUGAGAUUUAAUUCUGAUAGCCAGGCUGCGGCCCACUACAAAGGCACUAAACAUGCCAAGAAGCUCAAAGCACUGGAAGCCAUGAAAAAUAAGCAGAAAUCUGUUACUACCAAGGACAGCGCAAAGACUACCUUCACUUCCAUCACUACCAAUACCAUCAAUACCAGCUCUGACAAAACAGAAGAAAUUGGAAGGUUGAAAUCACCCUCCAGCAAUCCCCCAGACCUUACACAGAAUUAUUCUGAAUUAUUAAAAAGCAAAACAAAACCUAUCACCUCUAAAGUGGAGAAAAUCCCCACGACAGCCACUAGCAGCACCACAUGCCCUUCCGUUGAGACUGAGGAAGAAAAAGCAAAAAGACUGCUAUACUGUUCACUAUGCAAAGUUGCUGUCAACUCUGCCUCGCAGCUGGAGGCGCACAACAGUGGGACUAAGCACAAAACUAUGCUGGAAGCUCGGAAUGGAAGUGGAACCAUAAAAGCCUUUCCCCGGGCAGGCGUAAAAGGCAAAGGACCUGUGAAUAAAGGAAACACAGGCCUUCAGAACAAAACAUUUCACUGUGAAAUAUGUGAUGUGCACGUAAACUCUGAGACACAACUGAAACAGCACAUAAGCAGUAGAAGGCACAAAGACAGAGCUGCUGGGAAGCCGCCUAAACCUAAAUACAGCCCUUACAACAAACUCCAAAAGGGAACACAUCCUCUAGGGGUAAAAUUAGUAUUUUCAAAGGAACCUUCAAAGCCAAUGGCUCCACGAAUCUUACCAAAUCCGCUAGCAGCUGCAGCAGCAGCUGCUGCUGUGGCUGUGAAUUCCCCCUUCAGUCUUCGCACAGCCCCAGCAGCCACCCUUUUCCAGACUUCAGCACUUCCUCCAGCACUCCUACGACCAGCUCCAGGGCCUAUACGGACCACCCAUACUCCCGUGCUGUUUGCUCCUUACUGAACUCCAAACAGGAAUUAAUUGUACUGCAAUAAUUUUUCAAAUCAAAUCAAAACAAAAAAAAAAAAAGAAAAUCAAGAACAUUGAACUAUGCAGUGUUUAUUUAUAGUUUAAAGUAUAUAUGAAGAGCCAGGACUUUUGAUAGAGAACUGAACAAAUUCUAAAAGGGGGAAUGGGCAGUAUUUUCUCCAGAUGAGAACAUUCCUCUUGAGUAUUGAUCGUUUUAGAACUGAUCUCCAGCAUUGACUUGUAGUGACAUAUAAAACUUAUGAAGCCUUUUGACUGUGCUUUUUGGCACAUAUUUCCCUGCAAUGUCUUUCCUGCUUUAUGAAACAACUUACAAAUUUGUCUAAAGGGCAUUAACUGGUUCCAAUGUACAUAAAAUACUUUAUUCUGUAGAUUAAAGAAGAAGGAAAAAAAAAGAAACACUGUGAAUAGUAGUACCCUUACCAAUCCUCCUGCCAAAUCAGCAGUUACUGGGUAUUUAUCUGAACAAAAGUAGAUACAAUAGAUGUCUUGUAAAACAGUAGUAUUGUGUCUCUAUCUAUGCCACUAGGUUUCUAACUGAGUUGCAAAAGAUAAAAUGAACAAAUUAUGUCACUUUGGUAAGUAGUCAAAAAUGAUGACAAUGACGUGGAGCUGUUCCUGGUGAGCAAAAAUUGUUUUCCUCACCCGUAGAAGAAUGGGCGUGAAGAUAUUCUAUGGUUAGGGCAAAGCAAAUGAUAAAGAAGAUUUAGCGGGGAAAAAAAAAUCUAGAUGCUGUACACAGACUAGGUCAAACUUUUAUUUAACUGAGAACGUAUGUGUACAGUGUGUGUAUAUUCAAAAGGUGUAAUACAUACAGGGUAGAUCAAUGUCUAAGGCAUGCCAGUGGACAGCAAAAAAUAAACUCCUGUAAUGACAAAGGCCUGACACUUUAGUAUUGAGCAGAGGGAAGACACAAAUGGGUUACGCAUAGUCAUAACUAGCAAAUUAAAAGCAGGAGAGAAAUCCUGGCCUCAUUUAAGUCAGUGUAAAGUUCCUCCUGACUGCAAUGUAGCCAGAAUUUCAUCCCAAGAAUGGCACAUAUUCUUUUUAUAUCACACCAGUGGGAGUGUCUGUAGAUACAGGUAACAUUUUUUGCAAUAGGCUUAGUCUUAGAAACAGAUUUAUUCUCUUUAUUUCCUACUGAUGUGACAUAAAAUGUCUUAAUACACCUAUAAAAUGUAAACAGCAACACAGGAGAUACAUAUUACAAGAUAACUGCACAUCGUGGGUUUGGAACAAAUACAACCUUUAGGAUCUGAAAGGACCCUUGAAUUCUGUAGCUGACCUUUACGUAUGGACAGCUUAAA
This is a messenger RNA of Gymnogyps californianus (California condor), 2836 nucleotides long. RefSeq names its product zinc finger protein 385D (gene ZNF385D). The coding region runs from base 54 to 1505 and encodes 483 amino acids. Gene Ontology annotation, molecular function: nucleic acid binding; zinc ion binding. The transcript is spliced from 12 exons. The record is from RefSeq and is a predicted model, not a curated record. NCBI's taxonomy places the organism in Eukaryota, Metazoa, Chordata, Aves, Accipitriformes, Cathartidae. Gene Ontology annotation, cellular component: nucleus.